AUGGACGACGACGUAAUACGUCCCGACGUUCACCACGACCCUACGCCGGGUCUGAUCCCCGUGCCUCAUGGGCCGGCCACCGGUGACGAGGCCCUUCAGCUUCCCUUCGGCGCCACCCCCGAUCCAGACCACGAGAAGGCCAUCUUCUCCUACCUCACACACCCUGACGACAUCUACACAAAAGACGGCACCUACUGGGCCGACCUUCCCUUGCGCGAGAGGAUAGCCUUCGUCAACAAGGUCCAGAAUGAGGAGGCGAAGCAGGAGCUCAAGGCCAUCGGCCGCAUGAUGAAGAAGGACCCUCUCAGCCCCGUCUCGUGGUACUUCCGCAACGCCGUUCUUCCCGGUGCCGGUCUCGGUCUCGAGGGCUACGUCCUCUUCAGUAUCGGCAACAUUGAGCCUCUCUUCAGAGCCACCUGGCCGCAAUGCUGGGGUCAUGAGGCUACCGUGUGCAGCAGCAACUGGAUCGCUGCCGUAACAUAUCUCGAGGUUAUCGGUAUCAUGGUUGGCCAGUUGGUCGUUGGUGUCAUUGGUGACUGGAUUGGUCGUCGCUGGGGUCUCAUCCAGGAUGCCGCCAUCAUGUUUGUUGGUUUGCUCAUGCUCACGGCUUCUUGGGGUUUGAACCUCCAGGGCUGGGUUAUCUGCUAUGCUUGGUCUCUCUUCUUCUACGGUUUCGGUGUUGGUGGUGAAUACCCCAUUACUGCUACUUCCUCCAUGGAGGACUCCGUCUCGUCCGGAAAGCUCUCUACCAGAAACGAUCGUCUUCAUCGUGGCCGCAAGGUUACUACCGCCUUCUUGAUGCAGGGUUGGGGUCAGCUUAUCAACCAGGCCCUCCUCAUCAUUCUCCUCCUCAUCUUCCACGCCGGUAGCGGGUCUCCGCCUUAUGGCACCACCACUGUCCAGUGGACGUUCAGAUUGUCGUUUGCCAUUCCAGCCGUUGGUACCCUUUGGCUCGUCUACUACAGAACCUACAAGAUGCCCCACGCCAGCCGACAGCUUAUUGCUGCUAAGAAGAAGAGCAACGUUACCGGCUACGAUUACGACUCCCUUUCCAUGACCACCAGACAUUUCGGCGGCCGUCUCCUCGCCACCGCUGGCUGCUGGUUCUGCAACGACGUUUUCUUCUACGGCAACAAGCUCUUCCAGGCUCAGUUCAUUUCCGUCAUCAGCGGCGGCUCGAGCUCCGUUAUGACCGGCUGGAUUUGGAACUUGUACAACGUCAUCAUCUCCCUCGUCGGUUAUUAUUUGGCCUCCCUCCUCAUGGACAACCGCUUCUAUGGCCGCAAGAUGAUGCAGCAAGUUGGUUUCCUCAUGUGCUUCAUCAUGUUCGUCAUCCCCGCCUUCAAGUUGGAGUACUAUACCAGCCCCGCCGGUAUCAAAUCUUUCCAGGCCAUGUACUUCCUCUCCAGCUUCUUCAACCAGUUCGGCCCCAACAGCGUCACCUUCCUCGUCGCCGGUGAGGUCUUCCCGACUCCCAUCCGCGCUUCUGCCCACGGCUUCAGCGCCUGCAUGGGCAAGGCCGGUGCUCUUCUCGCCUCCGUUCUCUACAACUACAUCGACACCCAGACCAAGUUCUACGUUGUGCCUUGGUUCGGUCUCGCCGGCAUGGUCCUCACCUGGUUGUUCCUCCCCGACACCACCGGUCUUGACCUUAAGGAGCAAGAGCGGAGGUGGAGCUACAUCCGCGCCGGCAAGGCCGAGGACUACCACGGCAUCGCGAUCCACCCCAUGCAUCUUUCCCUCUGGGAGCGUCUCCGCGGCGUUGGCAAGCACUACAACCCCGAGCUCGAUCACAAGCAGAAGAUUGAGGAUAUGCGCGAGGAGUGGGCUGGCAAGGAGCGCAUGCGCCGCGAGAAGGAGGUGAACGGCCAGAACCAUGGCGACGAGCUCGAGGAGGACGACUUCAACGACCAGGUCCACCACUACUUCCGUAACACCACCGACCAGGGCAUGUUCGUUAACGACGGCACUCCCGGUCCCAGCAACCACUCGAGGUCGAGAACCAACAGCAGCGCGCCCCCCUUCGCUUCGGGCGCGAACUCGAAGGAGGCCGUCACGAGCGAGAAGGUCCGCCCCGCAAGCCCUUCGACGACACAAAGCCCGUCUUCGACAAGGCCUGUGAGCGAGAAGGAGCAAUAG
Molecule: messenger RNA, 2139 nt
Organism: Sordaria macrospora k-hell
Lineage: Eukaryota; Fungi; Ascomycota; Sordariomycetes; Sordariales; Sordariaceae
Biological process (GO): transmembrane transport
Cellular component (GO): membrane
Molecular function (GO): transmembrane transporter activity
Source: RefSeq, a predicted model, not a curated record